CUUUUAGUUGACUCAAAGAGCUCGCAGUGUAAGCACAUGCGCUAAGCACUCUGCUAUAUAUAUUCGUGAUGAUCAGUCUGUUUUGAGCUCUUCAUGAAGAAAGAUCACUUUUUGUUCAUUUGCACAGGAAGUUUAUUGACUUAUUUGUGAAUUUAUUUAGACUGCAAAAAAGGACUUCCUAAUUUGUGAUCAACUAUCCCAAUUUUAAAGUGUUGUGGAAAUUACACUAAAAUGGGUCUGAAAGACUUUGUGCACGCACUUGAGCCAGUUCAGUUGUACAUUGUACUCAUAUUAUCAAUCAUAUACUUUCUCAUCCAGCUAUUCUUCAGCCACAUAACACAUGCCCUCACUCUCCUUGUGAACUCUUAUCAUAUGCUGUGUAAUAUUAUCGCUCUUACUGGAUGCAUAAUUACAAUUAAGUACAGCACAAAAGCAUCCCAUCCAAAUGCAACGUGUAAAACGGAAAAGCCCACAAAGGACAAUGAAAAUGCCAAUCACAUUGAGGUGUACACGAGUUCCGGUGAACAGAGAUUGCAGCAUAUCAAUGAGAGUGGGAUGCUGCGGAAUACCUUUGGUUGGACCCGAAUUGAUCUACUCACAAUGAUGAUUGUUUGCAUCUUCCUGGCGGCAUUCUGCUUUUCCCUCCUCGUUGAGGCUCUGCAAACGCUCAUCCACAUUAACUAUGCUGACACAAUGCACCAUCCCAUCCCCGUGUUAAUUAUCGGUGCUGCAGGACUUAUUCUCAAUGGGCUCUGCUACCUCCUCAUUGGUGGCUAUACAUUCCAUCAGGGGAGCUUCUUGCACAUCACAUCAAGUGGGAAUGUUGUGCUAGAUCGUGUUGUGUCGGAAAGGUCCAUUCAGAAAGGCGAGAGACGCCUGUCGCGGACAAAGAAGCAUCCAGUUAACAUUGUCCAGGAAAGCCGUCAUAGACAGAGCUACAUGGAAAUCUCUCGGGAUGUGUGCAGUUGCAUCUUUGUGAUUGGAUGCUCACUUAUUGUGUUCUUCAUUGAUAAUGAAAAAAUCACCAAAUUCAUCGAUCCCGUGAUCUCCAUCAUCUCCUGCAUAGUUCUCAUUGUACUUAGCUAUCCAUACAUGAAAGAAUCAGGACUGAUACUACUACAAACAAUUCCGGGAUCCAUUGAUAUUGAGAACUUCAAGAAUACCCUCCUGAAGACAUUUCCAGACAUUGAGAGUGUCCAUGAUCUCCAUAUUUGGCAACUAACACGCAGUAAAUACGUCUCAACGGCUCACGUAAUCUUUCAAGAUCCCAAGACGUAUGCCCGCGUAAUGGAGGACGUCUUGGCAUUUUUCCGUGAUCAAGGAAUAACCAUUGUAACUGUUCAGCCAGAAUUUAAAGUAAAAUCCCAAUCAAUGGAAAGGAGAUCCCCAGCAAAUUGUCUUUUUGGAUGCCGCGAUAAUUCGUGCAUGGAUAAAUAUUGCUGCAAGAGUGAUGAAGAUCUUGUGCCUGAAAUUUGUCUUGGAGACACGAAGGAAAAUUCCAUCACAAAUAUGCAACAAUCAGUUGGAAACAAAGAGGAAGAGAAUGAAAAUGUCAGUAUUAGUUUAAAAAAUAUUAGUCAACAAUUUAAUUCAUAUCCUCUAAGGCGAUAUAAAAGUGAACCUCAUUUAUCAACUAAUGAGCAGCACACUCAGAGAAUUUCCAGUGAAGUGGACUAAACCAUGCGAUGUUCAAUAUUUAGUAAAAUCUACUAAUUACUUUUUUUUUAAAAAAGAACUCUACGGGUCUUUGACUAGAAAAUCUUUAUUUUUUCAAUCUUACAGUGCCAGUGUAACCGAACUAGACUUUAGUAGAAAUUGUAAUUUUUAACGAAUUUAAUUGAUGAAUUAUUUUUUAUCAUGUUGUUUUAAACAAUAAAUCAUCUCUAUAUAAUAAAGAAA
This is a messenger RNA of Lutzomyia longipalpis, 1899 nucleotides long. RefSeq names its product proton-coupled zinc antiporter SLC30A1 (gene ZnT77C). Gene Ontology annotation, molecular function: zinc ion transmembrane transporter activity. The record is from RefSeq and is a predicted model, not a curated record. The coding region runs from base 232 to 1677 and encodes 481 amino acids. Gene Ontology annotation, biological process: detoxification of zinc ion; zinc ion transmembrane transport; intracellular zinc ion homeostasis. The transcript is spliced from 4 exons. Gene Ontology annotation, cellular component: membrane. Lineage: Eukaryota; Metazoa; Arthropoda; Insecta; Diptera; Psychodidae.